CUUCAAAUAUAUUCUCUAAUCAAAACCCAAGACUUGGCUCCCUUCUUUUAUAAUAAUAAAAAAAGAAACAACAAUGGGAGAAGUUGACGAGAAACCAUAUAUUGACGGAGUAUCUCCGAGGCAUCAUUCUUCAAACAAAGUUGCUGAUAUAAAUACGGAACUUUCCAAGAUGAAAUCUUCUUCUCUCGAAAGCGACGUCGUUUCCCUAAAAGCCGCGCUUUUGGAGAAAGAUACCUUGGUGAAGAAUCUUCAAACCGAGGUCGAGAGAGCGAAAGAAGCAGAGAAGAAACUGCUUUCUUCGUUCGAAGAGCAAUCACGAGAGCUAGAGGAAUCCAAGGUGGAGAUCGCCUCGUUAAAAGAGAGGAUCGACGGUUCUUUCCACAGCCAAGACUCGAGCGAAGACGAUAGCUCUGUUCAAGAUUCCGAUAUCGAGUCUCUGAAGAUCGAGAUGGCGCAGGCUCACGACGCCGCAGAGGCUUCUUCUUUGAAAGUAUCUGACUUGCUCGAAGAGAUGAAGGCCGUUAAGAGCGAGCUCAAAGAAGCUAUCGAAGCAGAGAUGACGAGCAAGAAAGCGAUGGAUGAUCUGGCGCUGGCUUUGACAGAGGUGGCUACCGACUCUAGCCAGGCCAAAGAGAAGCUCGCGGUCGUUGAAACAGAGCUCGAGGCGGCGAGGUUGGAUUCCAAGGGGUGGAAGGAGAAGCACGAGGAGGCGAGGAAAGAAGCGGAGCUUCUCAAGAACACGAGCGAGAGGCUGAGGAUCGAGGCGGAGGAGUCUCUCACGGCUUGGAACGGGAAAGAGUCUGUGUUUGUUAGUAUCAUCAAGAGAGGAGAAGACGAGAAGAGCUCGCUUCUCGAUGAGAACAAUAGGUUGCUCGUGGCGCUCGUCGCGGCUGAGAAUCUGAGCAAGAAGGCUAAAGACGAGAACCAGAAGGUCAGAGACAUACUCAAGCAAGCGAUAAGCGAGGCUAACGUGGCGAAAGAGGCUGCGGGGAUCGCUAGGGCUGAGAAUUCGAAUUUGAAAGAUGCCUUGCUGGACAAGGAAGAGGAGUUGCAGUUUGCUUUGAAGGAGGUUGAGAGGGUUAAGGCUAACGAAGCUGCGGCGAAUGAGAACGUUAAGAAGCUGAAGAGGCUGUUGUCUGAGGUCGAGGUGGCUAUGGAGGAGGAGAAGCACAGGAGCUUGAGCAGGCAAGACUCGUUGCAGAAGGAAGUGGAAGUUAUUAGGGUUGAGGAUCAGAAGGAAGAGGAGAAGAAGGAGAGGAAGAGAGAGAAGAAGGAGAAGAAGAAGGAAGAGAAGGAGAAGAGAGAGCAUCAUCACAAACAAGAUCAUAUCGAUAAGAAGAUGAUCGGUAAGACGUGUAGUUUCAGUCUCAUGAAGCUAGCGCACGCUCACAACCACCAUCACAAGCACAAGGAGUCGGUAGAGGAAGAGAGUAGAGGACAAGACAACAGCAACCACACUGACGAUAGCGGUGAAGGGAACUCUCCGACUUCGGACUCGUAUCUGUUCAAGGGCUCGAUCUUUGACGUGGCGGAGACGCCACACGCGGGAGGGGCGCAGACACAUCACAAGAGGAGGUCUUCGUGUACGUUUUUGGAGGAAGUGGAGACGAUUAAUCCGGAGGAUUUGGAGAGUUUGGAGGAAGGGGAGUUGAAUGAUAAAGGAGCUGUGGCGGCAGCGAGGAAGAAGAAGGCGUUUAUUCGUAGGUUUGGGGAUCUUCUUGUUAGGAGGAAGAGCUUGAGCUUCUCUCACAAGAAAGAUUCUUCUACUGAUUCGCAGGAUAAGCAGCAGCAACCGCUGACGCCGACGUCACCGUCUCUGCCUCAACCGCCCUUGUCUCCGGAGCCCUGAAGACCAAUGUGUUUGAUCUGUUUUGCAUUUUGAUGAUACAGCAUUCUUGUGUGUUUUUGUUACUUUCUACAGGUUGAGUUUGCAUGGAUGUUUUUUCUUUUUGCUGUACAUAAAACGAGUUCAUAUUUGGUUGUUGUAAUAAUGAUUUGACCAUUUUAAUCUGCA
Raphanus sativus (radish) is the source of this 2014-nucleotide messenger RNA. Its product is annotated as WEB family protein At3g02930, chloroplastic. The record is from RefSeq and is a predicted model, not a curated record. Lineage: Eukaryota; Viridiplantae; Streptophyta; Magnoliopsida; Brassicales; Brassicaceae. The transcript has a single exon. Bases 74 to 1849 code for a protein of 591 amino acids.